Varanus komodoensis (Komodo dragon) is the source of this 3782-nucleotide messenger RNA. RefSeq names its product DM1 locus, WD repeat containing (gene DMWD). The record is from RefSeq and is a predicted model, not a curated record. Lineage: Eukaryota; Metazoa; Chordata; Lepidosauria; Squamata; Varanidae. The coding region runs from base 1 to 1722 and encodes 573 amino acids. The transcript has 4 exons. Gene Ontology annotation, molecular function: protein binding.
AUGGCGGCGGCGCUGGCUCCUCCCGCCCCGGCCCCCGACGGAGGUCCGGCCCCGCCGCAGCCGCCGCACGAGAUCAAGAGCCAGUUCCGGACCCGCGAGGGCUCCUACCGGCUGCUGGGCGGACCCGAAAAUGUCGUGCAGCUUCGCCCUCGCUUGAGCCCAGAGAACAUCCGGGUUUCUUUCCUGCUCUUGAUUCCUGCCACUAACCCGCCCUCUUGUUUUCCCCCGAAUUCCCAGUCGAUUGACCUGAAGAAGCCCAUUGACAAGCGGAUCUACAAGGGGACGCAGCCCACUUGCCAUGACUUCAACCAGUUCACAGCCGCUCCAGAAAGCAUUUCACUGCUCGUCGGAUUCUCGGCAGGACAAGUGCAGUGCCUGGAUCUCAUCAAGAAAGAUACCAGCAAGCUUUUCAAUGAGGAGAGGCUGAUCGACAAGACGAAGGUCACCUUCGUGAAGUGGAUCCCCGAGACCGAGUCCCUCUUCCUGGCCUCCCACGCCAGCGGCCACCUGUACCUGUACAACGUGGAGCACCCCUGCGGCUCCGCCUCGCCGCAGUAUACUCUCCUCAAGCAGGGUGAAGGCUUCACGGUCUACGCCUGCAAGAGCAAGAGCACACGCAACCCGCUGCUGAAGUGGGCGGUCGGCGAAGGAGCGCUGAACGAGUUUGCCUUCUCCCCCGACGGCCGCUCCCUGGCCUGCGUCAGCCAGGACGGCUGCUUGCGUGUCUUCCAUUUUGACUCCAUGCUCCUGCAGGGGAUGAUGAAGAGCUACUUCGGGGGCCUGCUCUGUGUGUGUUGGAGCCCGGAUGGGCGCUACAUUGUGACAGGAGGCGAGGACGACCUGGUGACGGUCUGGUCCUUUGCGGAGGGCCGGGUCAUUGCCAGGGGCCAUGGCCACAAGUCCUGGGUCAAUGCAGUGGCCUUCGACCCUUACACCACCAGCACAGAGGAUGAAGAGAGUGGGGAGUUUAGCGGGAGCGACGAGGACAUCCAGGACUCCACGAAUUUCAGCAGGGUGCGCACCAGCAGCACCCUGUCCCACCUCUCCAAGCACAGCACCAAAAGCGCCCCCUCGGUGACGUACCGCUUUGGAUCUGCUGGGCAGGACACCCAGUUCUGCCUUUGGGACCUAACAGAAGACGUCCUGUAUCCUCACCAUCCGCUCUCCCGGGCCCGAACACUCACAAAUACCUUCAGUGCUGGCAUUCCUCCUUCGGGCAGCGGCGGGAGCAACUUGGCGGCCGAGUCCAGCGGGGGUGCCCUUCCUCGCUCCCUGUCCCGCUCCAACAGCCUGCCCCACCCAGCCGUCACCAGCGCCACCAAGAGCCACGUGGCCGACGGCACGGUGCCCUUCAGCAUCGGCAAGUUUGCCACGCUCACCCUGCAGGAGCGCAAGGACAAGAACGCAGAGAAGGAGCACAAGCGCUACCACAGCUUGGGCAACAUCAGCAAGAGCAGCGACAAGCUCAACGUGGUGCCCAGGAGCAAGCUGGACACGGCCAAGGUGCUGGGCACCGCCCUGUGCCCCCGCAUCCACGAAGUGCCCCUCCUGGAGCCCCUGGUCUGCAAGAAGAUCGCCCACGAGAGGCUGACGGUGCUGCUCUUCCUGGAGGACUGCAUCAUCACCGCUUGCCAGGAGGGACUCAUCUGCACCUGGGCCAGGCCAGGGAAGGCGACGCUGAACUCCCAGAACGGUGGUUCUCCGAGCGGCACAGUAGUCUGACCGGCACUGGCGCGCAGUCAGCUGAUCAGCCAGCGGGCCCCUCGGGCGCCUCGCCUCGCUGAGGCGCUCGGGCCAAGAUGGCGAACCUGCCUGCCUCUUCGGCAUCUGCUAUGUACAGGUGGUCCCCUCCCUCCCUCGCCUAUGACACUAACUGUACGGAAAGAGAGACACUAACAGAGUUAAUUAAUAUAUCGAGACCUAUGUAGCACAGGGCCCUUUGCACUUCUCCGCUAUUUAAAAGUAUUAAUUAAUGAACCAUAUGUAAAGCUAAGAUUUUAGCACAGGGCCGCUGGAGGGGCAGAUUUUGCACAAGGGUGAACUGAGCUGCCCUCUUGACCUUCCUCUCCACCCCCCCAGACAGGGAUUCCCUCCCGCCUUUCAGCUGCGCUGCCCUGGACUUGACUCGAUCUGUCUUGACCGUCAUCUGCCCCACAGCAAUUUCAAGAAGAGAGUGUAUGGAAUCCCUUUUGCACAGGGGAAAUGACCCCCCCUUUAAAAAGGAACCCCUCUCCGGUUCUCCCUUGCCGUUUUUAAAUUCUAUUUUAGUACCAUUUUCGUGUGUGUUUUGCACAAGACGUCCCCCUCCUUCUGCUUACGUGAGGAAACAUCCAGGAGACGGUCCCUUCAGCCUGAACCGCAGAACCUUGCUCCCGUGCCCCCUCCCAGCGGAUCCCCAGAGAGAUGCCCCUUGCUGCUCGUGAUCCAGCGAGAUACUGCCCAGGAGCUCCCGCCAUCCUCCUGCCAUGUCCUCUCUCGGCGUGGGAGCUCCGACAGCGGCCGGCCUGCCUGCUCCGUGCGGCCCAGCCUCGCAAGCCCACCCGACUGCUUCUCUGCAGAGCAGCCGUUUCUUUGAACUGCUGGGCCUCGUUCCCCACCUGCCUCUUCGGUUCGCCUGCCCUUUUCUCCUAAGGAACCGCUUCUGGACUGGAUCUCAUUGCUGGGCCACCUAGAUGCCUCCCAGCCUGGACCGCCCGUCCGCCUCCCCCGCAGCUUCCCCUUUUCCCCUGCUCUGCCCUCCCGAUGGGAGCACGUCGGGGUACGUGGGCCGGCCCUCCCAGCCUGUGCUCCAGCUGCCUGCACAUUCUGAAGGCCACUUGUCCAGACCGAGCGGCAAAUCCGAGACCAGAACAGUCGCACCCCUUGCCAGUUUAGGCCUGAGUCGAGGCCCUUUCGUGGAGCUUCCCCACUGAAGCUGGAGCAGCAGCAGCAGCAGCAGAGCCUUCCUGAAAAACGCGCAGAAAUGAUUGGGGUGCUACCGUUGGACAUUUCACCGGAAGAAAGCAGAGGAAGCACUUGGUGGCCCAGCCGAGUCGUUGCAGCAGCUCACUGAGCCCGGUUUGUGCGUGCUUCGCGGGACAACCCGCCCCCACCUGCAGCCCUCAUGGCUCCUGGGGCCGAGCCACACCUGCCCGAGGGCUUGGCAGCGCCCGCUUUGGCCCCAGGCCUUCCCCCUCGCUGGACUCGCCCGCCCAGGAAAGGCCCCGGACCAGCAGGGGCGCCCUCUGCGCAGCACCCUCUCUCACUGUGGACCCGUUCCCGGCUCCGUCAUGCGGACACGGACCCCGCUAUCCUUGCGCAGCAGGGCCGGUGGGCCUCCCUCCCCGAGGACGCUGCAGCACCGCGGGACUGGCUCCCCCCCCCCGGAACAAAAGCCAUACUGGGUCCAGAGCCACUGCGCCCAAGUGAGUCGCCGCCGCUUCACCCCCGCCUGGGGGAGCAAGCCGCCUCCCUUCGGGCCUGCCCGACCCUCUCCACCAGGACCACGGACCAGCACUGGGCUUGCGCGUGCCCCCCCCCCCCCGAAUCCUGUCUCCUCCAGCUGCAUGUCACCCUCGCACUCUCUCUGGCCCCCCCCGCGGCCUUGCCUGCCAGCUGGUGUCUGGCAGCCCCCCCUCCGCCCGAGUCCGCAGAAGAACACGCCUGGAAGCUGCCGACGCUCCCCCUGUGCCUUCGUCACUUUACUACCUGCUCUAAACGUUUGUUACUGUUGUGUCUGGAAAAGUGUUUAAAUUAUAGAAUCGUGAACUCCUAUUUAUACUAAAGAGACCGUUUUCACAGCA